Molecule: messenger RNA, 1479 nt
Organism: Exophiala spinifera
Lineage: Eukaryota; Fungi; Ascomycota; Eurotiomycetes; Chaetothyriales; Herpotrichiellaceae
Exons: 1
Coding region: 1-1479 (492 amino acids)
Biological process (GO): ergosterol biosynthetic process
Cellular component (GO): membrane; endoplasmic reticulum
Molecular function (GO): squalene monooxygenase activity; flavin adenine dinucleotide binding
Source: RefSeq, a predicted model, not a curated record
AUGCCUCUUAUACUGGACUCCUCGUCGGAAUCCUCUGGGGACCUCGAGCCCGAUCUCCAGGAAGUGCGCAGACGAGUACAUCACGAAGGCGACGUGGUGAUUGUCGGAGCGGGUGUCGUCGGGUCUGCGCUCGCGGUGGCGUUUGCGAACCAAGGCCGCAGUGUCAUUCUUUUGGAAAAAUCAUUGAAAGAGCCGGACCGGAUCGUUGGGGAGCUUUUACAACCUGGCGGUGUCCAGGCGUUGACCAAGUUGGGACUGCAACACACUUUGAACGACAUUGACGCGAUACCAGUCACAGGCUACACGGUCAUCUACCAUGACGAGCAAGUGUCCAUCCCAUAUCCUGUCAUCGCAGGCCAAUUAUCGAACAAUGCGGGGGCUCAGUCGGGCAAAUACGAAGGACGAUCGUUCCACCACGGUCGAUUCAUCUCGAAACUGCGUGCGGCGGCCUUGACGCACCCGAACAUUACGGUUUUCGAAACAGAAGUCACCAGCAUCAUCGGCGCCUCGCAUAUGUCGCAGAUUCUGGGCGUGGAGACAGUCACUCGCAAGACGGAAAAGGAAUGCUUCUUUGGAUCCCUGACGGUGGUUUGCGACGGCUAUGCAUCAAAGUUUCGAAAAGAAUACAUUCCCCUUACUCCCCGCGUCAAGUCGAGGUUCUGGGGCUUGGAGCUGAUCGACUGCCAACUCCCGGCUGCGUUCCACGGCAACGUCGUUCUGGGCGAUAACUCGCCGGUCCUGCUCUACCAGAUCGGCACGCACGAGACUCGGGUAUUGGUUGAUGUUCCUGAAGGUCUACCGUCGGCGUCCCCGGCGAACGGCGGCAUCAAAGGCCACCUUCAGAACGUGGUUCUGCCGUCUUUACCGCGAGUGGUCCAACCUUCGUUCAAAGAGGCUCUGGAAAAGGGUACGUUGCGAAGCAUGCCGAAUUCGUUCCUGCCGCCCACGACCAACAAGACCCCCGGGCUCAUGAUCCUGGGCGACGCCCUCAACAUGCGGCAUCCGUUGACAGGCGGAGGGAUGACGGUCGCGCUUAGUGACGUGGUUCUCGUCUCGGAAUUGCUCUCUCCGGAAAACGUGCCGGAUCUGUACGACACGCAGCUGGUGCUCAAACAGAUGCGUUCGUUUCACUGGCAACGGAAAACCCUCACUUCGAUCGUCAACAUUCUGGCCCAGGCACUCUACAGCCUCUUCGCGGCCGACGACUGGCAGUUGAAGUAUUUGCAAAAGGGCUGUUUUCGGUACUUCCAGCUCGGCGGCAAAUGCAUCAGUGAGCCGGUCGGGUUAUUGGCGGCCGUCAUCCAUAGGCCUUUUGUUCUGUUUUAUCACUUUUUCAGCGUGGCGUUGUACAGUAUUUGGAUCUUGUUCAAGGAGAAUGGAGUGUUGAUGUUCCCUCUCAGUUUGAUACAGGCGGUAUUUGUGUUUGCAAAGGCGUGCGAGGUGAUUUUUCCGUUUAUUUUUGCCGAAUUGAGGAGUUGA